AUCUCCAUCUUCAUCUCAAGUGACUCAUCGACAACUCAUAAAAUUUUAUUACUGUGAACCUAAUUAAAUGAUAUAAUCUAAUCAAGGUUACAAGCCACCGUGUCAUCCGCUCUGUGUUAUAAUAAUGCAAAUUGAUGGCUCCAACACCAUCAUCAGACGAGUCACCCGCGUCGACUUCUGGCCCGGGCCUCACACGAGCGCCAGACUCAUCGCAAAGCAAAAUUAGACGAAAUGUGGCCUGUAUCAGUUGUCGCGACUCAAAGGUGCGGUGUCGAGCGAGUCCUGUCACGGGACAGCCAUGUCAACGAUGCGCCAAGUUACAAAUUCCGUGCGUAUACGAUAGAUCACAUAAGAGAGUGACAAGGAGAAGGUAAUAGUCUGAUUGCAUUACUCCGAAAUGACUCUAUGGUUUCAUCUGAAUAAGUGAGUGAUAUUGACAAUAUGUAGUAAACUCGAGCUUCUGGAACAAGAACUCAGAUCCAUCAAAGAAGUUGUACAGCCCAAGAGUAACGCAGAAUCGCCAUCAGUCUCUCAAAGAAACGGAACUGUGUUUCCUAUACAACCAUCCCAAUUGCCUCCAGCCACAAAUGGAACCGUCUUUUCGUUAUCAAGCAACCUGCAAAGCCCUCAACAGCCCCAGUCAUUCGUGCCAUCAGCGACGUUGCUCGAAAAGACAGAGCCUACAAAACCUCGCAUGUUAGGUGGUAAAUUGGUGUCUGGACAGGAUAUUGACUGGUACUUUGAGAAGUAUUUGCAAUGCUAUCAUCCCUAUCUACCCAUCUUGAGGAAGAAAGACCCAGAUGAAUGCUUCGAAGCAUCAACAACUCUCUUCUGGACAAUAAUAUCGACAGCUUGUCGUCGAUACGCUAAAGAUGAACAACUUGUAACUCUACUCCUCGAUUCUCUUAACCGUGACGUUUGGGUCCUGCUUCAAGCCAUCACAUUAGACCUCGAGUCUAUUCAGGCUCUGUUGAUAAUCUGCACUUGGCCAUUCCCGACCAUCAGGUUUGUCACUGAUCCAUCACCUAAUUUUAUUAGCAGUGCCCUCAACGCUUGCAUGCUUCUCGGCCUACAUACUGGACGAGGAUCUCAUCCUAGCUUCUUGAUUGGCGGACGCCAGCACAUGACAUGCACAGACUAUGAGGCAUCUAUAACGUGGGUUUUCUGUAGUAUUCUCGCUCAAAGAGUGUCUACAGGCAAUGGGCAUCCGCCUCCUUUUCUCCAGCAUAAUGACACCAAGUGCAAGGAUACCAUUAAAGAUACUCUUGCGCCGGAGUUGCUCACCUUUUUUGAGCUACAAAAGUUUUCAAAUAGGUUACAUACAGCCAUGUCUGCCCAGAUAUCGGCAAACAAUGGGGUUCCUGAAACCAUCGUCAAGAUGUGGGAAGCUGAGUUUGAGCUUCUAAGACCCCUUGUCACCCAUGUCGAAACAGACUUCUCUCGUUUUAUAAUGCUAGUUGCUCAACUCGAGGUCCAGGCUUACUACUAUAUCUCGCCCCCUGACCAGCGUCCCAAUUUCACCCUCAAUACUCUCCGCACAUACAAUACCUCACAGAAUCUUAUAAACACAGCCCUCACACUCGAAUCAACGUGCCAACUACUUACACACAGCCCCCACUGGGUCUAUCGUGCUUUAGUCGAUGCCAGCUGCAUCCUCCUAUCCACGCUACACUCCACUGCUGCUCCGCAACAUCUCUCAUCCUCAGACGCUGAAGUUGUCGCUGCGCAGGUUCUAUCCCUUCUAAAAACCUGCUCAGUUCGUGACAAUGACCUCCCUACACGAGGAUCCAUCAUUCUUGAGACUUUCUGGUCUGUAAGGCAUUUGCUCCCUAAGUGGGAUAUUCCUGUUGGUGCAUGGCCGGAUCGUAUAGGUGCUGCCACAUCGUAUUGGUGUCUCACAGCCUUCAAGAAUGCGUUGCAGGAGGCCAAGAAUAUCACAGAUGGUACACAAAAAGGCAUUGAUGCCUUUCGUAAGUCUACAAUCUUAGUUAGAUGGAUUGGGAUUGCUCACAUGUGGCAUCUAGAACAAAGGUUCCCGGGGAGUAACGGUGACAAUAACGAGAGCAAUGUCAACGCUAACACAGACAUCAAUGGCCAAGAACAGACUAUGGACAGUGCCAUCGAUCCCCUCCAGGGAAUUGACUGGUCCAUGAUCAUCGAUGAUUUCGGUUGGAUUGGAGAGGGUCCCGUGUUUCUUGGGCCAGCAUGAUAGUCUAAAAAAAUGUUUCAGUUUGAAUGGCGACUUUCAGUCCAGAUCUCUAUAGAGAUAUUAUACUUACCGUAGUGUUUACUCGGACAAACCAAACCAGAUAGAUCAAGUGUGAGCUAUCCGGGUAACCACUCAGGACAACAUCGUAUAGAUUGAGUCAAAGCAUGUCACAUCGUAG
Molecule: messenger RNA, 2387 nt
Organism: Fusarium odoratissimum NRRL 54006
Lineage: Eukaryota; Fungi; Ascomycota; Sordariomycetes; Hypocreales; Nectriaceae
Exons: 5
Coding region: 695-2209 (504 amino acids)
Biological process (GO): DNA-templated transcription; regulation of DNA-templated transcription
Cellular component (GO): nucleus
Molecular function (GO): DNA-binding transcription factor activity, RNA polymerase II-specific; zinc ion binding; transcription cis-regulatory region binding
Source: RefSeq, a predicted model, not a curated record